AUGGUCCUCUCGUUUAUACUUAUCCAGAACCGGCAAGGCAAGACACGGUUAGCGAAGUGGUACGCUCCGUAUAGUGAUGAUGAGAAAGUGAAGCUCAAAGGCGAGGUCCAUCGCCUCGUUGCCCCCCGGGAUCAGAAAUAUCAAUCGAAUUUCGUCGAAUUCAAACGCAGCACAAAGAUUGUCUAUCGUCGAUACGCCGGUCUGUUUUUCUGCGUCUGCGUCGAUGCAAAUGAUAAUGAACUGGCAUAUCUGGAAGCAAUCCAUUUCUUUGUUGAAGUGUUAGAUCAGUUCUUUGGGAAUGUGUGUGAAUUGGAUUUGGUAUUUAAUUUUUAUAAGGUGUAUGCGAUCCUCGACGAAGUGUUUCUGGCAGGAGAGAUCGAGGAGACCAGCAAACAGGUUGUUCUGACACGGUUAGAGCAUCUUGAUAAAUUGGAGUAA
Talaromyces stipitatus ATCC 10500 is the source of this 438-nucleotide messenger RNA. RefSeq names its product AP-2 adaptor complex subunit sigma, putative. Gene Ontology annotation, biological process: protein transport; clathrin-dependent endocytosis. The transcript has 5 exons. Gene Ontology annotation, molecular function: clathrin-cargo adaptor activity. Gene Ontology annotation, cellular component: intracellular membrane-bounded organelle; AP-2 adaptor complex. Lineage: Eukaryota; Fungi; Ascomycota; Eurotiomycetes; Eurotiales; Trichocomaceae. Bases 1 to 438 code for a protein of 145 amino acids. The record is from RefSeq and is a predicted model, not a curated record.